GGGCGUGGCAGUGAAGGAUCACAAUGAAGUUACAGAAGUGAUCAGGUGAGAGCGCCCUUGUCACUUGGCUUAUUAGCUACCAUCAAGAACGCUGUUGAACAUCAUUGAUACACAUAUAUUGGAAUCGGGUCACUGUCGACAUGGAGCAGGACAAUCACAUUCUCCCAAAGGAUUUUCCAGAACUGAAAAAUGAGACCUUUCUGCGGGCUGCCAGAGGGGAGGAGACCCAGCAUGUGCCCGUGUGGUGCAUGAGACAGGCAGGCAGAUACCUGCCAGAGUUCAGGGAGGCACGUGCUGGAAAGGAUUUCUUUGAGACAUGCCGAUCUCCAGAAGCUUGCUGCGAGUUGACGUUACAGCCUUUGAGACGAUUCCCCUUUGAUGCUGCCAUCAUCUUCUGUGAUAUUUUAGUCGUCCCUCAGGCGCUGGGCAUGGAGGUGCUGAUGGUUCCAGGGAAGGGCCCCACGUUCCCAGAACCCCUGAAAGAGCCGGAGGACCUGCUGCGCCUCAAACCUCAGGUGGACGUGGCAGCCGAGCUGGGUUACGUCUUCAAGGCCAUCACACUGACUCGCCACAAACUGGAGGGCAAGGUGCCGCUCAUCGGCUUCACGGGUGCACCAUGGACACUGAUGACAUACAUGAUUGAGGGGGCUGGCUCCCCCACCAUGUCAAAGGCAAAGCGCUGGCUCUACUGCCACCCGGAGGCCAGUCAUAAGCUGCUGCGGCAGCUCACCGAUGUCAUUGUGGAGUAUCUUCUAGGGCAGGUCAGCGCCGGUGCACAGGCCCUGCAGGUGUUUGAGUCCCAUGCUGGCUGUCUGGGUCCAGUGCAGUUCAAUGAGUUUGCCCUGCCCUACCUGCGAGACAUUGCACGCAGAGUGAAGGAGAAACUCAAGAAGUCGGGUCUGGACAUGGUACCCAUGAUUGUCUUUGCCAAGGAUGCCCACUAUGCCCUGGAGGACCUCUCGCGGUCCCGCUAUGAGGUAGUCGGCCUGGACUGGACUGUUGAUCCCAAAGAAGCCCGGGCGAGAACAGGAGGCCGGGUGAGCUUGCAGGGCAACAUGGACCCCUGUGGUCUUUAUGCUCCGAAGGAGAAGAUUGGUGAGAUUGUGAAGAAGAUGGUGGAGGGAUUUGGUACCCAGCGGUACAUCGCUAACCUGGGUCAUGGUCUGUACCCGGACAUGGAUCCGGAUCACGUGGGUGCUUUUGUGGAGGCUGUUCACACUCACUCGAAGCAGCUCCAGGAACAGAAAUGAAGCCCUUUUCAGAAUUAAGACCAUGGGACAGAUUUACAAAGCUCCUGCCCCACUGCAAAGUUUGCACAAUUUUCUUGUAAAAAAGAAAAGCAAGCCAGGUUUUAUUUUUUAUAUGCUGCAAACUUUGAAGUGGAGAAAAUGCUUUAGUAAAGCAGACCUAACAUCGUGAGUGGUGAGAAAACAGGACAUUUUAAACAAAAAAAAACACACACUAUACCUUAAUUUGAAUAGCAUUACAAACCCAAAUUCACUUUUUUUUUAUACCAAAUAUUUCUCCACCACCAUAGAACCACACAAAUAGAAUUUGAAGGAUUUUGCCCAUAUACAGUAAACAGAUAUUAUUUCACCAGAUCAAACCACUUUGGAAUCUUAAUAGCAGAAACAUCAGUUUAGAAGACUGCAUCAUUUACCACAAAGGCAUAUUGAUGCUGCUCGCAGGAGGGAAGGUGGGACCCGAGGUGGUUUUAAAAAGGAAAAAUGUGGACAAUAAUGUUUAUAGCUGUUGGUUGUAGAUCUUAAUUAGAAUAUUAUAAGACCAACAGCCUUCAUUGAUGAGAUGCACCAGCUUUUCUGCUUUACCAAUCAUGCAGAAUGAAAACAGUUUCAGAGAACAAAGGGAAUUAUUGUCAGUAUUUUUGGGCCACAGCUGCUGCAGCGUGUAUGAUUAGUAUAUUAUAAAUCUUUUAAAAUCAAUUUGCAGAUUACAUGACUGCAGUAAUAAAAAAAAUUAAAAAAUAAAAACAACCACCACACACACACAAACAGGAUAGACUGUAUGACUGACUUUUCCUGUCCAUGUACCUUGUGUUUUAAAUGUAAUUGCAGUAAUUAAUUUAUACUUUAAUUUCAUAACUCCCCAACGCCACCUUAAAAAAAAACAUGUCUGGGGGGCUUGCCAUAAAGCUCAAUCUUUCAGCAAAUCAGAAAGCCUGAAGAGCCAGUCUGCUCCUGGAGGCAGCAGGCUCUACAUCAUUUGUCACGGCCAAUGCUAUCAGCUUUUUAUCAGAUCUGACGAUUUUGGAUGGUCUUGGCUAUGAGCGAUUUAAAUAUUAACAAUCCUGAUGGAGAUGUAUGGGCUUAUCACCGGUGGUUUAUUGCAGAUCCAAACUAAAGAUUUGCGUCAGGACCACAUUGCUCUGUAUCAUCAGGGCUUAUCAUCUCUCCUCAUACCAAAUCAGGAUUUGGGAGUGUCUUAUUAUACAGCCUCAAAAAGACCAAAACCCCAGCAGUAAACAAUAUUGACAGAUCUUGGACUGUGUAUCAGUGUAAAUAUAACUAAUAGCGUGUUUAGUAUGACGUAGAGAGCACAAAAUAAUCAAAACAGAUUGUCAGUUUCCACUUAAUAUCCUUUAAAGCCUGAAAAUACAAUUUUCAAUAAAGCAGUUGUUUAAAAAAAAAAAAAAGUGUAUUGUUUAUUAAUAACCUGAAAACUGAUUGUACAAACCAGUCCUUAGUCCCUGGCAACUCGAUUGAGUGAGACCUCAUCACGAAAUGCUAGAACCGCAAGGAGGACAAAAAGAAAAUAAACCCCUUUCCACCGCAGAAAUGCUACCAUUUUUUUAUAUAUUUCCCUCUAAGGGUGUGCAAAAUGUACAGCUAUUACUAUUAUGAAUGAUUGACAGGUAUCCCAAAAUACAUAACUAUUCCCUGACAAUGGCGCGCCAAAUAUAUCCAUUACUACCAAUGCAGAACAACCAUUGGGACAUUUGUUCUUAAUUGGUAGUAUUUUCAUAUGAACCCACAAUACUUCUUGAUGCUCACUAGCAUUUGCUUUUAUAAAAGUGAGAAUUAAACCAAACCAAAAACAGAUCACAUUGGCAGGCAUUGCUGGUGUAACAAAACACCUACAGAAAAGUGAAAUUGAAUGCAAAUCAAUCCAGACGUUUUAUGGCUCGCCAUAUGUUUUGCCCCACUAAACCCCCUCCCCACAGAUAGCAGCCAUAGGAGCGAGUGGACCAGGUGGGAAAGCCAAUUAUUCCCUCAUCUCCCUGCAUGUCACUUUAACUAAAAGCUUUCCAGAGGGCUAAACCCAAUCACAAAUUGCAAUGAAAGGGAAAGAAUGCACUCGGUGGCAGCAGCAGCCACCAACGAAAGCAAAUCAUACAUAUUUAACAGGAGGAAAAGCUUGAAGUUUGAAUUUCCGAUAGAGAACUCAAGGAGCCUCAGAACUGAUCGGCCAUAUAAGAUAGAGAUCAGGCAAAGGAUGCGAGAGAUAUAUAGAGAUACAAAAUAGUCCGUCAUUGAAUGGCAGAAAAAAAAAUAGGACUGGCAGUCCCCACAGUUAUUCAAUCAUAAGUAGUAUUUAGUGAUUGACAGCACUCGUAUCUAGUACAUCCAGAGGAAAAGGUAUCUGGUCGGACAUGUGCCACACCAAACAUGUACCAGCACCACACUACCUACUGCCAAAAACCGACACUUUUGCUCUCAAACCUUUUGUUCUACAUGCUUGUGUGCUUCCCUGGUCAGAUUUCAGUAUCGGUAAAAAAGCCUGUUGGGUGGGAGAAGAUAGGCAGUGUUGCAGACUCGGCAGGGAAAGCUGCGGUAGGGACAGUUUUUAUAAAAUGGCAGAAAAUUAUACAGCAACAGACUACUUAUAAAAUAUUUCUCAAAUGCUUUUCUUAAAUGUUUAGAAAUCUUCCAGAUAGACACCACCCACUGAGGCCAAAUUAAUUCUAAAAAAAAAGAUCCUAUCCUAUCCUCAAUGUUGUUCACUGCAGGCUCCUGCCAAGAUAAUGAAUUGCCUCAUUUAGGAGAGAUGAUCAAUCUGCCCGUACUCGGACUAUCUUUGCUACCAAACGCUGACAGGCAUGACUUUUACUCAGUACCGUAUUCAGUCAUCAUGUGGGAAGCAGGAUCGUCAAGAACUCCAAUUAAUCAGCAUCACAAGAUAUCAUGAACUGGCUGUCUGGGAGCCUGGCUGGGGGAGCGUGAGUGUUUGCAAGAUGAGGACACCUGCAGCUUCACCAGUCCUGCCACUCAGCAGGUGUUACUAUAAAAGAAAUGGCUUUAAAAUGAAGAAAACUAACCUAUAGCCUGGAGAUCGCCAGUUCGAAUCCAAGCUAUGCCACUGCUGACCAUGGACGGGAGUUCCCAGGGGGCGGUGCACAACUGGCCAAGCAUUACCCAGGCGGGGUAGGGGUUAGGUCGGCUGGGGAGUCCUUGGCUCACUGCACACCAGCGAUCUCUGGCUGGUCGGGCGCCUGCAGGCCUGCCUGUACGCAAUUCAAAACUGCAAAAUUGAGUUGUCCUCCGAUGCUGUAAGUUUUGAAUAUGGCUGCAUGGCGGGCUUGCAGACGCGAGUGCUCAUUUUCGUCUGUCCCGAGUUAGUUCAGGGGUUGCAGUGGUGACUAUAAUAACUGGGCAUUACAAAAUUGGGGAGAAAAGUUGGAAAAAGAAAGAAAAUUGUUCAAAUAAAUAAAUAAAUAAAAAUAAAUGAAGAACCACAAACUCAUUCAUAAGACCAUAACAGCACAGUAGAAAUGUACUUGUCUAGGAUACCCUCUUCACCAUUUGAAUUUAAUUUAAGGGACUUUACCACUCAUUUAAGGGACUUGUAGAGCAUCCUUUCCUGAAAAAUGCAUAAUCAUUUCAGUAAAAUGUCAGGAAAAGUUCCACAGGCAAGACUUUUCCAUUUGUGAUGUUUGUAGAUAAAAAAAGUAAUAGGAGAACAAAUUGUGUUCCACACUUUAUUCAUAAAAAAGCACUUAAAUUUCAACACAAAUCAUAUAAAAUGGUAAUAGCAUUACAUAAAUAGUAAUUUUGUUUUAGACAUUAGCUCAAGGUUGCACAAAAAAAAAAUUGAUUAACGAUACUUGUGGCAACAAAUACUGAAUACCUUUCUUUUUUCAGUAGCACAAAAAGGCAACAUUAAAAACACUCUUAAAUAAAAAAAAAUUUGAAUCUAAAAAACAGUAGGUAACGAACUAGUCAAUAUUCUCUACCAGCGCUUAUUUCCUUCUAAAAUCUAGGACAGAUCAAAACACCGGUACAGU
Acipenser ruthenus (sterlet) is the source of this 5242-nucleotide messenger RNA. RefSeq names its product uroporphyrinogen decarboxylase-like. The transcript has 10 exons. Gene Ontology annotation, cellular component: cytosol. The record is from RefSeq and is a predicted model, not a curated record. NCBI's taxonomy places the organism in Eukaryota, Metazoa, Chordata, Actinopteri, Acipenseriformes, Acipenseridae. Gene Ontology annotation, molecular function: uroporphyrinogen decarboxylase activity. Gene Ontology annotation, biological process: heme biosynthetic process. Bases 141 to 1250 code for a protein of 369 amino acids.